This is a messenger RNA of Gamsiella multidivaricata, 1542 nucleotides long. RefSeq names its product P-loop containing nucleoside triphosphate hydrolase protein. Gene Ontology annotation, molecular function: ATP-dependent DNA damage sensor activity; four-way junction DNA binding; ATP binding. The coding region runs from base 7 to 1350 and encodes 447 amino acids. The transcript is spliced from 4 exons. NCBI's taxonomy places the organism in Eukaryota, Fungi, Mortierellomycota, Mortierellomycetes, Mortierellales, Mortierellaceae. The record is from RefSeq and is a predicted model, not a curated record. Gene Ontology annotation, biological process: double-strand break repair via synthesis-dependent strand annealing; t-circle formation; telomere maintenance via recombination. Gene Ontology annotation, cellular component: Rad51C-XRCC3 complex; replication fork.
GCCAAAAUGACCUCCAUCAAUGUCUUGGACCUCCCUUUUUCCGUGAAGGACAGUUUGAUCAAAGCUUCUUUGGACACCGUCGAGGAUCUUUUGCUAUAUACGCCGCCGAGCCUAGUCGACGAUAUACCUGGCACACGAUUUAAGCGCCAUCAACCUGUCAAGGGCUCCUCAAGUACCAAUUAUGAUCGCCUUAUAAACCUGACUCCAGACGAAGUUGACCUCGCCUACAAUCAGGCUGCAGCCUACAUUUUUGAGACCAGGAUUGCUUAUGGAACAGCGCUCGAUUUGCUUCAAGAAGAGCACUGGCUAUCUCUCGGAGAUCCCGUCAUGGACAUUGCUCUCGGCGGGAAUGGCUUCAUGACGCGCGGAAUCACGGAAUUAGCAGGGGAGAGUGCUGUAGGCAAGACUCAGCUCUGCCUCCAGCUAUGUUUGACUGUGCAACUUCCGCUUCAUAUGGGUGGGCUUGGUGGCUCUGCAAUCUGGCUUUCAACAGAGGGUAAAUUUCCGUACGGCAGAUUGGAGUCGAUGAUUGAUAGCUUUGUGGGAAAGUACAAGGAGACCGUUCCUGAGAUUGAUGCGGACAAAAUUCGGGACAACAUUUACUUCGAUUCUAUGGCGGAUCAAGAAACCCAGCUGCAUAUCUUUAAUUACCAACUACCUAUUUUGAUUCAUGACUCGCAUGUAUCGCAGGAUUACGACGAAUUCGAUGUAUCUCAGCACGGUCCAGUAGACGAUGGAGACACAGAUCGCUCAGGGCAACCACGAAAGAAGCCGGUGAAGCUUAUAAUUAUCGACUCAAUCACGAACAAUUUUCGAAGCGAGCUCAGUAUUCCUUCAACCGUGGAUCAGGUAGGAGAGAAUCCAAGCUUCAGGUCCAGCAUUCUCCAGAGAAGUGCUGAUCUAUGCGAGAUUGGCCUGCGCCUGAGGACUCUAGCCGACCAGUUCGGAUUGGCAGUUAUAUGCGUGAACCAAGUUACGGAUGUCUUCAAGCCCAACGAUGGGUCGCUUGCAGUGAACGCCUCUUCUAGCAUUCAAGCAGGAUCAUCGGUGUUCAAUUCGCUCAACGACCCUAUGAAGUUCAAGAAACCCGCGCUUGGGCUCGUCUGGGAAAACACGAUCAAUGCACGAGUUGUUUUGCAAAGGACACGACUACCUGACUAUCAAUACGUGGAUCAUGAGCCGUAUGCGGAAGCGAUAAGCAGUAAAGAGCCACAACGCACAAUGUCAGUCAUCUUUUCACCGUGGGCCGCUAACAAGAGAGACGGUAGUCCACAGGAGUCGGGGUAUUGCCGAUACAGAAUAGACGAGACCGGUGUAGUUGGGUUACCUGCGGAGCCCGCCAGAAAAUGAAUGUACAAGAUGUCCACGUCACACUUAAUCGCAUCGCAUCCACUUGAUCCAACACCUACCCAUUCUACACACAGCCUCGUCAAAGCAUCGCGCCCGCCCUCCCUUCUUCUCUCACCUCCUAUCCACCAGUUAACCCAUCUAUACCAUUUAUCCCAUCUAUACCAUUUAUCCCAUCUACAUCAUUUAUCCCAU